This is a messenger RNA of Dermacentor silvarum, 3783 nucleotides long. Its product is annotated as probable chitinase 2. Gene Ontology annotation, molecular function: chitin binding; chitinase activity. NCBI's taxonomy places the organism in Eukaryota, Metazoa, Arthropoda, Arachnida, Ixodida, Ixodidae. The record is from RefSeq and is a predicted model, not a curated record. Gene Ontology annotation, cellular component: extracellular region. Gene Ontology annotation, biological process: chitin catabolic process; carbohydrate metabolic process. Bases 668 to 2467 code for a protein of 599 amino acids. The transcript is spliced from 10 exons.
CCGUGUUUUGUUCUUCCUGCCCGCGUCUUCCCCACAACCGUGCCCGCUGCAGCUUCCCCGCGGGCAUUAGUGUGCGUGCGUGUGUGCGUAUGAGGUAGGCCGCGAUGUCUCGGUUGUCUGACCGGAUAAGCGCUUGCCCCAAUGUCGGCGGACGCUCCUCCUGCGAGUCAUAAGGGGGUAACGGCUUACAAGCCGCAAGCGGAGAGGAAGGGCACGCACAUUUCUGUCUUGUCGCGCGGUAAACAGGUCCGCAACCCUUUCACGCACCUCCUCAGAGAGCGCGACGCGUACGAGGCUGCAGGCGCAAUGUUUGCAUCGGGAGAGGGGGCCGGGCUUGAAGUGCGCUAUAAAUGUGAACUUAGGCGCCAACCAGUCUUCAACACGCGUUCUUGUCACAGGCAACGGGGUGACUAUUUCCAACGCCCGCACCCCGCAUACCGAAACGGUGCUCGAGGCGUCCCGGUCUCUCGCGGAGGACGUUCUCUGUCCCAGGUCUCCUCAAUAGUGUUCCUGUUGUAUCCGUACACAGGUGCUUUAGGAUCGCCCCCUGCUAGUCGACUUCGCACUUGGAUUAAGGUCUGAACGCGCCGUUCACGACGCCGCUGCUGCCAGUGUAGAAAAGGACCGCAGAGCAAACCUGUCAAAGGAGGAAUUCAAGUCAGCCGAGAUGCUGCCCGGCCUGCUGUUAGCCGCGCUGCUGGUGCUGAUGGCGGCACCAGCACUGGCGACCCCGAUCAUGGGGUACACGUACGUCCACAGACCGCGCUACGCAGACUCGCACAACUACAAGGUGGUUUGCUACUACGGCUCGUGGGCCGUGUACCGGCCAGGCGCCGGCAAGUUCAACGUGGAGGACAUCGACCCGUUCAUCUGCACCCACAUCGUGUACGGUUUCGCGGGCCUGGGCAGUGACCACAAGAUCCGCAGCCUCGAUUCCUGGAACGACCUCGCGGAUAAUUACGGCAAAGGCGCCUUCAAGCGGUUCACGGCGCUGAAGAAGCAGAACCCGAAGCUCAAGGCUCUCAUCGCCAUCGGCGGCUGGAACGAGGGCUCGGUCAAGUACUCGGCCAUGGCCCAGCAGCCGGCGGCGCGCAAGGUGUUCGCCGAGAGCGUGGUGGAUUUCUGCAAGAAGUACAACUUCGACGGCCUCGACAUGGACUGGGAGUACCCAGCCUCCAGGGGCGGGAAGCCGGAGGACAAGGCCAACUUUGUCGCGCUCCUCAGGGAGCUGAGCCAGGAGUUCAAGCCGUACGGUCUGUUGCUGACCGCUGCCGUUUCCGCAGGGAAGCACUUCAUGGAUCCUGCCUACGACGUCCCUCAAGUGUCCAAAUACCUGGACUUUAUCAACGUGAUGGCGUACGACUACCACGGUGGCUGGGAGACCAAGGUGGGCCACCACGCACCGUUGUACUCCAGGCCUGAGGAGAAGCCCGAAGACCACAUCCUCAACGUGAACUUCUCGGUGAACUACUGGAUCCAGAAGGGCGCGCCGCGCGACAAGCUGGUGCUGGGCAUGGGCCUGUACGGCCGGUCGUUCACCCUUAGCCGUGCCGAGAAUCACAAGCCCGGUGACGAGGCGCCGCAGAAGGGCCGCGCGGGACCUUACACACGGGAGCCUGGAUCGCUCGGGUACAACGAGAUCUGCGAAAGCUUCGCUCGUGGGAAGUGGACGGUGGUGAAGGACCCGUUCUUCAUGGCGCCGUACGCGUUCCAGGACCGCCAGUGGGUCGGCUACGAUGACAUGGAGAGCAUCACAGCCAAGGUGGAGUUCGCCAAGGCAAUGGGCCUUGCUGGAGGCAUGGUGUGGUCCAUCGAGACGGACGACUUCCACGGCAAGUGUCACGGCAUCAAGUUUCCCAUGCUGAGCACCAUCAACCAGGUGUUCGCGAUGGGGGGACCGGGAAUCAUAGCUACGCCUCCACCAACACCGGCCACCCCGGCCACCGUGCCUACGCCGUCCACAGAGAAGACGUGGUGGCCUCGACCCAGCACUCCACCAGGUGUCGGAUCCACGACCGAAGCGACCUCUAAGGUAACCAUGCCAGAGAGCUCCACACCCAGCAGCCAGGCGCCAUCGUCGACCGCCCGAAUCUGGUGGCCUCCCAGUCGCUCACCGGUGACGCAAGACAAACCAACCCCGCCGACCCCGCCGACCACCACCACGACUCCGUCGACGACCACGACCACGACUACGGCGCCGAUGCCUUCGCCGCCUUCCCAAGGGGGAUCUUCCGGCUUCCAGUGCCCGUCAGCCGGCAGCUUGCCUCACCCCACCGACUGCCAGCGUUUCUACGACUGCGUCCACCAGGGUGGUCAGCUGGUUGCCUUCGAGAAGACCUGUGCUGCGGGAACGGUCUUCAACCCGGAGAACAAGCUCUGCGUGUGGCCAGAAUCGGUGCCGGGAUGCAGUAGCUACUACGACAACGAAGCCUACCAAGCGCUGCCGCAAAGAGUCGAAACCUACUAGAUAUCCUUAUCUCCCGGAGUUGCCCCCCUUGAUAAACAACACUGGACAGCAGAGUGUGCGUGCGGAGGCAAGCGUAAACGCUGGCCUCGGGGCGGAUGAGGCACUUCUUGGCUUAUCUAUACUGGGUAGAGGAUUGUGUUGAACGAAAGAAGCCAAGUCUCCUUUCUCAAGUCUCAGGCAACACUGAAAGAAGACGUCUUGUAAACAGGGAGUGCCCGUCUCUUAAGCUUGUCAGGCCGACGACUAGCGCGCUUGGCUAUAUAUAUAUAUAUAUAUAUAUAUAUAUAUAUAUAUAUAUAUAUAUAUAUAUAUAUAUAUAUAUACGGGGCGUCCCGGUGGCUCUUACUCCUUUCUUAACAUUCACAUAUGAGCCGCCAGUUCAUGAAUAUGGCACAGCUCAUUUACAGCCUAGUGUUUAAAAGGUAUGCCAAAAUAUGUAUCCCGUUCGACUUUACCAACAUGGCAAACCGCGCAGCCAGACGGGGCAAGUGAUACGAACAGGAGAACUGCACUGAAUCACUCGUGCCUUCGUCUUCGCUGUUCGUCAUGCAAUGGAUACCCUCUUUAUACGACUUUCAGAGGUCUCAUACAGCAAAAAAAGGCAAAGUCAUAUUGCCUUGAGAACCAAGCGCUAUUUAUUUUAUGCCUUACGUAAAGAAAGUAGAGCAAUAUUGCUUAUAUGUUGUUACGCGAAAUAUAAGCAGGCCAAUGCGAAGUGUCAUGUCCAUACUUUGCUACCCUUUCCAUAUACCUGCUGCGCUUUUUUCUUUCUUUUUUUAUUCAUGGAUGUGCACAUAGCUGUCCUUGUAUUCAUUGCGACGAGAGAAGCUCCUGACAGUCCAUCGUAGUUGUGCUGCUUGACAUAUGGAAAUUUAAUUUCAUAACCAUAACGUGCUUACGAUAAAAGGGUAAUAUCAGCUACUUUGAACAACCUCCUCGGGGCCACAUAAAAUUAAGCAAUAGAUAAUUUGACGCUUUCAUAUACAACUAACGAUUUUCACUCGCGUUCGAGUUUGGUAAAUGGAAGAUUGUACAGUUCCUUCACUUCCGACGACCACGGCGUGCAAUGCAGCUAGCUUUUUUUAAUGAGAAUUAUUAUCAUAUUAUCGCCCUAUGCUUCGCCUUACUUCGGCUACACACAUAUUCACAUCAGCUGUAACCGGCGCUCACAAUGACACCCGAUGCCUGAAUUCUACAGCCAUGUUUUCAUCAAUAAUUUAUGAAAUGCCAUCAGAAUCCAUUGCGAAUCAACCGAGUGAAUUGUAUUGUGUGUUUCAAUGUUGUUUAUACCGGUGAUGAAUAAACGAUACGUAUAU